Phytophthora sojae is the source of this 2919-nucleotide messenger RNA. RefSeq lists its product as hypothetical. Lineage: Eukaryota; Oomycota; Peronosporomycetes; Peronosporales; Peronosporaceae. The record is from RefSeq and is a predicted model, not a curated record. Gene Ontology annotation, cellular component: nucleus. The coding region runs from base 1 to 2811 and encodes 936 amino acids. Gene Ontology annotation, molecular function: nucleic acid binding; exonuclease activity. The transcript has a single exon.
AUGGCGGACGAAGACUACGAAGACGGCGAGAUCCUAGAGGAGGGCGAGGAGGUCGAGCAGGUCUCUCCUUCUACCCAGUCUGCUGCACCUGCGUCCGGCGCUUCUACCGACGCGCCAACCAUCUCGCAGCCCGCUCUACCGCCUGUAAACGAGGCUCUACUGCCCACGCCAGGUAGCACCAACCCGCGCAAGCGGCUGCACUCGACGCUACAAGACGCCAGGGUGCCAAGCUCAGCCUCAGUAUACGACAACCGCCCACCGCUGACCCACCGCCAGCCAGCGCGCUACAGCAGCAGCAACAACAGUAACAACAACAAUGGCUACAGCGACCGCCGACCCCACGAGCACCAGGACGACCGCGUGUACUCGGAGGAUCUGAUCGUCAAGUACCCGAGGCAGCAGCCGCACAGCCGCGUGCUGAUGGACUUUGGCGCGUGGAUGGCGGCGGCCAGGAGCAGGCAGCGACUGGACGUGGAGGAGGUGCAGAAGCUGGUGCUCAACGUGCUGCGUGGAGGCAGCAGGAAGGAGAAGGGCCGCGUGAGCCCCUACCUGCUGCCGUCCCUGAUGCCCGGGGCGGAGCUGCCCUCCAAGGUCUGCGUGGUGCUGCUGGCCAAGAUGCACCCGUCGGUGCUGCAGAAGUACCGAGCCAAGCUGAGCUUCUUCGACGCGUGCUCGAGCGUGCCCGUGAUGCUGACCAAGCAGGAGCUGAACCAGAUCCGAAGGUCCGAGGCGCCGCUGCCGGAGCUCAUGUACAAGUUCCCGAGACCCACAGUGGACACGCACGAGCUGUCGACGGACGAGCUGUUCUACGCCCACGAGCUGACGUUCCUGAUGAAGCACUCGGCUGGGUUUACGGACGAGCUGGUGUUCCUGCCGACAGGCAGAUUUACACGCAAGAGUCAGCCGCUUGGAGGGACGUGGGAGCUGGACGGAGACCUGCUUCAUCUGAAGUGGAGGCAGCGCACGACGAAGGCGGCUGCGGCUGGGCCGGAAGAGACACCGACGGACCAGGAUACGGUGAUGGAGGACGAGGAAGACGAUGCGUACACGUUGGACGUGCUCGUGAGUCAAGAUGGCAGCAUGCACGAGUUCAGGACGGACCCUGUCACGGAUGAGACUUAUGCCCACAAAGUGCCCGAGCAUUUGGCCAAGAAGCGGCGCGGCGACGAUAAGCCACGCUCCAUCUGGCUAUCGCUUGCGAAGGCGAUCGCAGUGGACGUGCCCCGAUCGGCCGAUGGAGCGCUUAUUCUGCAGGACAAGACACAUGUGAACGGCUCGUCGAAGCAAGAAUCACUGCCCACAGAAAUGAACAGCAAUGGCAUUAAGAAGGAGGAAGAGGCCUUGAAACCGGAGGCGUUCCAGUAUUACACGCUCUCACUUGAAGAGAUGAAGCAGCACGGCUAUCCGACGGAUGUUGAAGAAGAGCAGCGCAAGCUCUUGGAGUCAACUGAAGGGAAUGCACGGGACCGGUACGUAGCGACCAAGCCGCGACCUCAGCUUGCUGCUGCAGGUGCAGCUCCAGCAUCAGAUGGCGAAGAUGACGACGACGACGACGAAGAAGGAGCGGCUAUGGAGACGGAUGAGACUUUGGCUAACGCUUCCUCGAGUGGCGAGUUUAUCUACGCUUUGGACUGUGAAAUGUGUGAGACGGACAUCGGCAUGGAGCUCACGCGAGUGACGGUCGUCGACGUCAAGGGCGCCGUCCUGUACGACCAGCUAGUGAAACCGCAGAGCACUAUCAUCAACUACCACACAGAGUUCAGUGGUAUCUCCGAAGAGACGUUGCGGGACACAAAGUACAUUCUGGCUGACGUGCAGCGGGAUCUGGUGACUCGAUUCAUCUUCGAGGACACGAUCCUCGUGGGUCACUCCUUGACAAGUGACCUGCGUGCCCUGCGCCUGGUGCACCCUACCAUCGCCGACACGUCCAUUUUGUACCCCCAUCAGCGCGGGUUCCCAUUCCGCACUUCUUUGAAGUACCUGACGAAGACGUAUCUGAAGAAGGACAUCCAGACGCAGGUCCAGGAUGGCCACGACUCGGCCGAGGAUGCCAUCGCGUCGUUGGAGCUGCUGCUACUGAAGGUUCGUGAAGGACCUUGGUUCGGCAUUCCCGAGUCAGUCUCUUCGAGCGGCGCUUUCGAUUCCAUCGUGGACAAAGCCUUCGCCUUGGAGAAAAAGUUGACCAUGCUGCGCCUCCAAAGCUCCGAUAAAUCCAAACAGGAGACAGAAAAAGCUACGGCAGAGCGAAAACCAUGGGACCUGUACGCCAGCGGCGAUCUAAAGGCUCAAUCCCAGAGCCCCUUCCGUCAUGCCCAAGCAGUGAAGGCUAAAGCCGAGGAAAGCACUUCGCCAUCGCCGGGCAGCGCGAUCUUGAUGGUCGAAGACUGCUCGUCAUGGGAGGCUCUGAAGACCAGCCUGAAGAGUGCGCUGGGUGAUCAGCCGAGUGAAGCCGCUCCGCAGCCAGACCUUUGCUGGGUGGAGAUUGAGCCCCCGACUGCGAGUGCAGCGCUGUGCAACGAUUUCGUCGGGAAGCACGAGCAGUGGAUGGCCGAGCAGCAGACGUACUGUGAAAAGGUGGACGCGUUCCUGCUGCAGGUUCGCGACGAGGUGCUACCCAAGGGCACGCUGCUGCUGGCGCUCCCGCAAGGCGAUCUGAGUCUGCUGCGGUAUCUCAAGGGCCUGCGAACGCGCUCCAAGUGGCGUGACGCUACGCCCAGCAGCGACGAUGUAGCACCGGAAGAGCUGCACGCCGCGGUGGGCGACGCGUUCCGAGGUGCCAUGGACAGCUGCCUGUUCCUCAUGCAAAAGUGAGAAGGCAGACAGACGAUCGGUCGGGUGUUCGACAACGAUAGAAAGCAAAGCUAGGUAAGCUGCGGCUCGAGGGCCUAAUGAAUGAAAACAAUGUGACCAGCAUCGACC